This is a messenger RNA of Dentiscutata erythropus, 2643 nucleotides long. The record is from the annotation of a GenBank genome assembly. Lineage: Eukaryota; Fungi; Glomeromycota; Glomeromycetes; Diversisporales; Gigasporaceae.
CUGUAAUGGAACAAGCAUUGGUCAAAUAAUUAAAGAAGAAAAUUAUUCACCUUAUUUCAAGAGCACUGAAAUGAUCAUAUUACUUGCUAUUAAAACUACUUUAACAACAAUGAUAUAUAGUAAUAUGGAAUUUGCAAAUAUAAAUUUAAUGGAGAGUAAUAAUGGAUCUUUACAGCUUAUUUUUUCUGAUCAACAAAAUAUACAAAAAGAACUUUGUUUUGAAAAAGUACCUCAUGGAAGCAGAAAUCCUAUAAGAUGUUCUAUUUUUAUAAAUAAAUUUGAAGUUAAAGAUACAAUUUUAGAAAGUAAUCAUAUUAAUAACAAAAUCUCAACUAUGACAGAUAUUCUUUCGAUUGUACAAUUUUGUAAAAAAUCAUCUAUUUGUAUAGGACAAUAUACUAGAAAUGAUCAUAUAUAUUCUAGCUAUUUGGGACCCCAAAAUAACCAUGAGAUUAUUGCAACUCUCGAAAAUAAAGGGUUUGAAACUAAAGCCUAUCGUAGAGUUGAUUGUAUUUUCUUUGUACUAAAUAGAAAUAUAUGCAUAAAUUAUAAAACAUUACGCAAUACAUUGUAUAAAAUUGAAAAACGACAUGCCAAUAGUGCUCAACCUGUUAGAACACCAUAUGCUUCUAGAGAAAUUUUAACUAAGCUUGUCAUGAAAAAACUAGUUAAAGAACUUAGUGAACGCUUAAAAUUGAAAUUUGAAGCAGAAGAAGAACCUAUAUCAGAACCAUUAACUAAUAUUGUUUAUAAUGUAAUUGAAGAAGUCAAGACCAAAAAAUAUGAAGAUGUACCAAAUAUUAUUUUAAAAGAAUUAAUUCGUAUGCAGAGUGAGAAGCCAAAUGGAAUACGAUAUCAUCCUAUGUUUAUUCGUUGGGCAAUAUCAAUUUAUAGUAGAGGCCCUGCUGUCUAUAAAGCUAUGAAAUCUAUUAUUCGGAUGCCUUCAUUAUCAACUCUUAAAAGUAAUAUAAAUGAAACUAGCCAAUAUACAGAAAUUGAAGUAUUUGGUAAGCAAUAUCUUGAUAAUGUUCAAAACUAUUCUAAUGAUCAAAAAGAUGAUGAAAAAGAUUGUAAACGUACUUUAGCAACCCAGGUGCAUCAAAUAGUAUGGUAUUCAAUUACCCACUCUUUUAACUUUCCGAUUGCCUACUUUGCAAUUGAGACAAUAAGUGUUCAUACACUUAAUACAAUUCUUUUUUCUUUAGCUGCCAAACUCGAAUGUGUAGCAAUUUAUACUUACAGAUCUGUUUGUAAUGGUGCAGGUGAAAAUAGAAGACAUAUUAAAAGCUUUGAUUGGUUUGCAACAACUUGGAAAAUAGGUGAUAAAGUAGAAGUUCAGCUAUUAAAUAAACUAGACAAAAAAAGUUACAAACCUUCUACAAUAAUUGCUUUUAAUCCAGAACAUACUGAAUUUUCAGUUAAGGUUUCUGGUAAUGAACAAUCUCAUUAUAAUGUCACACGAUCUGCUUUACAGCCUCCAAUGCUAGCAAAAACUACUUGGAAUAUGAAUGAUCAGUGUGAGGUUCGAAGCAUAGUUGACAAUGAAUGGUAUCCUGGUAAAAUAUCUACUAGAAUUCUAGUUAAUGGAUAUUUAGAAGUUGCAAUUAAAACUACUAAAAUUCAACCAAUUAUAUGGAAAUCAGUGCUUAGUGAUAUUUGUCCAUUAAAAAAUAAUAUAUCAAAAAGUCAUACUGGAAAUAGUGAAAAAAAAAGUGUAAGAGAAAUAAUGUAUAAUGAUUAUAAAAUUAGCUGGAGGCAUUUUCAAGGAGUUUAUGACCAUACUAUAAAACAUACAACGGCAAAAGCUACCAAAUUAACAAAACGACAUAUAUGGCUCACUCCUUGGAGCAAGAUGAGAGUAGAUCUUGUUGAAUACACUUUAUCACUAAACGACAAAAAUGCAAUGGUGGAAAUUCCUGAAUUAAUGAAUAUUUCGCAAGGUACACAAUUGUUUAUUAAUUAUGCAAGGAUGUACCGAGACAUUACUCAUAGUAGAAUUUGCAUAUCUUCUCUUGAAAACCCAUGUUUGAAUACCUUAAAAGAGAUAAAAUACUGGUUUAUUCAAGGAGAUAAAGAAAAAAAGAAUCCGAGUCAAUGGUGUUCCUCUCAAUGUCAGUUUGAUUUAAUUUUAUCGAUUAAUGGAUUUCUUGGAAUUAUUGAAUAUGUACUUAGUGAAUGGCCAAAUGCUAUGAUUCAACCAAGAAGAAUCUCUCAAGAUAUGCUUGAGGGAUUGUUUGGAACUAUUAGGGAAAUGAAUGGCGAUUCUUCUACACAAACUGAUCAUAAAGAAUAUACUUAUUAUAAAACUCGAAUUGAGACACUUUCUACUAUAAACAGUCAAAUAUUUAAAGAGCUUUUCGAUGAUGACUUGAUAAUGAGGCAUAUAUUUUUAUCAUUAUCAUCAACAAAUGAAAAUAUUAAAGUAGAAAACACAACUAUAAAUAAUUUACAACUUCAAAGAACACAACUAAUCGAAUAUAUGCUAUAUUAUGAUGACAUUGAUAGUCUUUUAGUAUCCUGGUCAAAAAAAAUUUGUCAAUUGGUAUUAGACUCUGUUCCAGAAAAAAAAAGCGCUCAAUGGAUGGCAAUAUGGUCAAUAAAUUUGGAAAAUCAUUUAAAUAAUUACAAAUGUGCAGACAAUUG